GACUCUGAAAUGCAAUAAGUCGUUUAACCGGCAUGAAUUAUUUUCGAAUGUGCAUGCCCGCACCACUACAUCCAUGAUAACACGCCGAAGUUAAAAGUGAUAAAAUAUGAAAUUCUCUCACUAUUCACAUAAAUCGAUAUCUAUCGAAUUACAAUUAUUGACGUUUGUUGCGUUUAUAGAAAAAAAAAAAAACAAAGGUGUUUGUAAACAGUGUACAGGUGAUUUGUUUUAGCCGGUUUUAGCUUGAGGUUUUAUGACUAAAAAAGUUGGAGAAGCGAAGGAUAGUAAACCGACGAAAUAAUUCGUUUCUAACCACAAGGAAAUGCCUCGAAGUGUCCGUGCAGCCGGUUUUGUAAUUUUUAGGUACAUCAGCAGUAAAAUUGAGUACCUGUUACUACAGGCGUCAUAUGGGGAGCAUCAUUGGACACCUCCAAAAGGUCAUGUAGAUCCAGGAGAAUCGGAUAUUACAACUGCAUACAGAGAAACUGAAGAAGAAGCUGGAUUAAAGAAAGAUGAUUUGAAAAUUUUUGAAGAUUUUGAAAAGACUCUACAGUACAACGUUCGUGGACGACCAAAAGAAGUUGUUUACUGGCUUGCCCAGUUAAAGAAUAUAGAUACUCCAGUGCAACUGUCAAAGGAACACCAAGAGUACAAAUGGCUUGAACUUCAAGCAGCAUGUGAACUGGCAAAGUAUCCUGAGAUGCAGAAGCUGCUACAGGAAUGUGAUAGUUUUUUAAUGUCAAGAAGUUCUUUAUGAAUUUUUGUCUCGUGGAAAACAUUGCUGUGUAAAUGUGUUGAUACAUCUAAUACCUUUGUAAAUUGCAAAGCUAUCAUAUGUUGUCCAGAUGCACUAUGUUUGGUGUAGGGAAACUAGAAAAAUUAUAAGCCUGAUUCUUGUUUACCACUGCAAGCAGGUUCAAAGAUAACUUGAUCUUCAUGGCUGUAUUUUACUUCCUGUGACCCUAGAUACAGUUUACAUAUAUAUUGUCAAAUAAUCAUAUUUGCAGAUAUGAAUUCCUCAGUGAUGUUUUGUAAUGGAUAGAGCACACUAGGUGGAGAUGAGUAGGAGAACAUAAAGUUGAAUAAGAGAGCCAGAAAACUUAAAAUACAGUAUUUUGUCAGACAAAAACAUUGUAUUUCUGAUGGUGAAAUGCAAAUAAGCAAAUCAGAUAUUAUAUAAAAUUUAAAUAAUUA
Molecule: messenger RNA, 1194 nt
Organism: Schistocerca cancellata (South American locust)
Lineage: Eukaryota; Metazoa; Arthropoda; Insecta; Orthoptera; Acrididae
Gene: Apf
Product: bis(5'-nucleosyl)-tetraphosphatase [asymmetrical]
Exons: 4
Coding region: 323-757 (144 amino acids)
Biological process (GO): AMP biosynthetic process; ATP biosynthetic process
Molecular function (GO): bis(5'-nucleosyl)-tetraphosphatase (asymmetrical) activity
Source: RefSeq, a predicted model, not a curated record